Messenger RNA from Ipomoea nil (Japanese morning glory), 736 nucleotides. RefSeq names its product profilin-like. Gene Ontology annotation, molecular function: actin monomer binding. Gene Ontology annotation, cellular component: cell cortex. The record is from RefSeq and is a predicted model, not a curated record. NCBI's taxonomy places the organism in Eukaryota, Viridiplantae, Streptophyta, Magnoliopsida, Solanales, Convolvulaceae. Bases 99 to 494 code for a protein of 131 amino acids. The transcript has 3 exons.
CCAUUUCAAUUCAUCAAUACAAACACAUCUCUCUAUUCACAAAGCACAACUAUCAAUUAUCAUAUUCGCCGGAAAGUUUUCAUCGGAAAAUUUCGAAAAUGUCGUGGCAAACUUACGUCGAUGAGCACCUUAUGUGCGAUAUUGAGGGCAACCACCUCACCUCUGCCGCCAUCCUCGGCCUCGACGGCAGCGUCUGGGCCCAGAGCUCCGCCUUCCCCCAGUUAAAAGCAGGAGAAGUUUCUGCAAUCAUGAAGGAUUUUGAUGAACCUGGGUCUCUUGCUCCAACUGGGCUCCACCUUGGUGGCGCAAAAUACAUGGUGAUUCAAGGCGAGCCAGGGGCUGUUGUUCGUGGAAAGAAGGGACCUGGUGGCAUUUGCAUUAAGAAGACUAGCCAGUGCUUGCUGUUUGGAUUAUAUGAUGAGCCAAUGACUCCAGGGCAGUGCAACAUGGUUGUUGAAAGGCUUGGUGAUUAUUUGGUUGAUCAGGGCUUUUAGUCAUUUUCAGCUAUCAAUUCAAGAUUCUGGUUUUCUUCUGCAGAUGAUGAAGUAGUAGUAGUAGAUAUAAUUCCCCCCUGGGUUCAAGGUGUAUUACCCUUGUGUUUUUUCCCCUCCUGGAAGGGUGAUUUGAUGAUAUAAUUAUUUUGAUUCGUUUUUUUAUUUUUUAUAAUUGGAUGUUUUGGAUUUGACUGCUGCACUGCUGCAGUUCUUUAAUAUAUGAAUUUAUGAUUUUUAUCUAA